ACCAAAGUCAUGGUUUGCUCUAUUUGGUAGGCUUGAAGCAAUAUGGGUGGCAUGUUUAAAUGGAAGUCGCUGUGCUUGACAGCCUUCUUCAACCGGCGUGUGUUCAUUAGUCGGAUUCCGUGUCAAAACGUUUCGCAACGGAAACCUUUCACAGUUUAAUAUAUGAACCAAAUGGAAGCAAACGGAACGGAGAGGGACCAACCUACAUUUGUCCAAUAUAAACUAUAGUUUUCGUUGCAAAACGUUUUCUGUUUGGAGUAAACAAUUUGUUGCCAAACGUUUGUCAAUAGACCAAACGUUUUCCAAUGGAAUCAGACUAAUGAAUACAUCCCUGAUCGUUCAGAACAGCACCGUUUCGGUUUAAUUGAACAUUCCACUAACCUACGGUUUUUCGUUGAAGAGCCAAGAACCAAUUGAAUUACUCAGACUUGAUGGAGCUUGAUGAUGAUGAAGAUUUUGCCUGUAUGAAAGGGCCUUCCAGCAAGAAAGCCCGGGUCCUUGUCAAAGAACCACAGAGAGACAAGGGUCUGCAUCAAUCAAGCAAAUCUUUCGAACUUCAUGAGGUCACAAGUGAGUGGGGAUCCAAUGUCAACCCCUCCAGCCAGAGAUGGGCAGCUGUCAAAGCUAAAGAUCAACAGAGAUCCAUACUGAAAGUGGAGAGGAUCAGCCAGGUUGAGAGUGGGCGGGAGGAUAAGGAUUACCAGCCUACCUGCAUACCACAGAGUUGUAGUCCGACUCCAGCAACAUCAAAGCCUGUGUCAACUCAGAGGAAGCUUGCUGACACUCCCACUUUACCUGUUAGAUCAUCCCCUAUCAGCCCAGUAGGUGGCAGGCUUCUAAAGUGGAAUCCACCAGCACAGAGUGGAAUAAGUCCCAACUCAAUCCUGAAUUCCACCACAAAGUCUCCGGGACAAGGCUUGCGACUGGGAUUGUCCCGCUUAGCAAGGGUCAAACCUCUGCACCCCACUGCUAGUAGUAACUGACUCUUGCCCUAUUAAACAGAGUGAAGUCAGAAUCUCUUUUUCUUUGGUGUACUGUGUGUUUAGCCUGUUACUCUUGUGUUGCAUUGCUAAUAUUGGAGUUCUGUAAUCAUUUUUGUUUAAAUGUUGUAUCUAGUGAUUGCUAUUCAUCAAAAUGUUUCUUUUUUAAACAUUUGUUUCUUACCAUG
Molecule: messenger RNA, 1168 nt
Organism: Oncorhynchus mykiss (rainbow trout)
Lineage: Eukaryota; Metazoa; Chordata; Actinopteri; Salmoniformes; Salmonidae
Source: RefSeq, a predicted model, not a curated record